Neltuma alba is the source of this 1458-nucleotide messenger RNA. Its product is annotated as CCR4-NOT transcription complex subunit 1-like. The record is from RefSeq and is a predicted model, not a curated record. Bases 16 to 1185 code for a protein of 389 amino acids. Gene Ontology annotation, biological process: negative regulation of translation; nuclear-transcribed mRNA catabolic process, deadenylation-dependent decay. Gene Ontology annotation, molecular function: molecular adaptor activity. Gene Ontology annotation, cellular component: P-body; CCR4-NOT core complex. Lineage: Eukaryota; Viridiplantae; Streptophyta; Magnoliopsida; Fabales; Fabaceae. The transcript is spliced from 8 exons.
AUUUUCAAGACAAUCAUGCAUGGUCAACUAAUACUUUCUGUCGUGCAGAUCUUGACUGCUUUUGCCAACGCAUUUCAUGCUUUGCAGCCCAUCAACGUUCCUGGAUUCAGCUUUGUAUGGCUUGAGUUGAUAAGUCACAGGAGUUUCUUACCAAAGAUGUUGACUGGUAAUGGUCAGAAAGGUUGGCCUUACAUUCAAAGGUUGCUUGUAGAUUUGUUCCAAUUCAUGGAGCCUUUUUUGAGGCAUGCUGAACUUGGAGCACCGGUUCAUUUUCUCUAUAAAGGCACACUUAGGGUGCUCCUAGUGCUGCUUCAUGACUUCCCCGAGUUCUUGUGUGAUUACCAUUUUACCUUCUGUGAUGUUAUUCCUCCUAGCUGCAUACAAAUGCGAAAUAUUAUUCUAAGUGCUUUUCCUCGUAGUAUGAGGCUGCCAGAUCCAUCCACGCCUAACUUGAAGAUUGAUUUGCUUCAAGAAAUAACUUUAUCCCCUCGAAUCUUUUCGGAGGUUGAUGCAGCACUUAAGGCUAAGCAGAUGAAGGCUGAUGUAGAUGAAUAUUUGAAGACAAAGCAGCAGGGUUCUCAAUUUUUGUCCGAGCUAAAGCAGAAGGUGCUCCUCUCACCUAAUGAAGCUGUCUCUGCUGGGACCCGUUACAAUGUUCCAUUGAUAAACUCACUUGUGUUAUAUGUUGGAAUGCAGGCCAUCCAGCAAUUGCAGGGACGAACUCCACAUGCACAAUCAGCUGCGGGGGCAUUUCCUUUGUCUGUAUUUUCUGUCGGUGCUGCAUUGGAUAUUUUCAAGACUCUAAUUGUGGACUUGGACACUGAGGGGCGCUACCUUUUCCUGAAUGCUAUUGCAAAUCAACUACGUUACCCAAAUACUCAUACACACUACUUUUCAUUCAUCCUUCUGUAUUUGUUUGCUGAAUCAAACCAGGAAAUUAUUCAAGAACAAAUUACCAGAGUCUUGUUAGAACGCCUUAUUGUUAAUCGACCCCAUCCAUGGGGCCUGCUCAUCACUUUCAUUGAGCUGAUCAAGAACCCUAGAUAUAACUUCUGGAAUAGGUCCUUCAUAAGAUGUGCCCCAGAAAUCGAAAAGCUUUUUGAGUCAGUCUCAAGGUCUUGCGGUGGUCCGAAACCGGUAGAUGAUGGUAUUGUCUCAGGCUGGGUUUCUGACAGUUCACACUGAGUUUUUCGUUCUUACAGGUUUUCUUUCUCUUUUUGACCAACCAUAGGUUGUGUAAAUUUUUGUCUCUUAGGCUUUUGCUAUUUCAUAUUUUCCAUUUGCAUCCUUGCUAAUAUGUUAAACAAUGUCCUGAGUUUUCUUGUAAAUGUUAUCAACAGAAAUAUGGCCCAAAAAAAACAAAAGUCAUCUUCUGAUAGAUUUUUAUAACUGAUGAAUUUUAUGUAAAUAAGUGAACAUGCCUUCGAAGUUGAACCCAGUUAGCUUUAUUCUAUCUUG